AUGGCGUUCUUCACAGCCCUUGCAGACUUGCAGGACAAGUGUGCCUGUUUCCUUUGCUUCGAUCUCUUUAAAAAUGCCGUGACCAUUCCCUGUGGGCACAACUUCUGCCGGUCCUGCAUCUGUUUGUUCUGGAAAGGUCUAAAUGACACCUUCCCCUGCCCUGUCUGCCAGAUUAGCUUUCCACAGAGAAGAUUCUACAAGAACACCCAGAUCCAGAACUUGGUCGAUAUCACUAAAGACCUGCAGAGGACACAGAGGAAGCGUAGGAGGCAGGAAAAAUGCACUGUGUGUCAGAAGCACAAUCAGCCUCUGGCCCUGUUCUGUGUGCAGGAUCUGGAAGUCUUAUGUAUCCAGUGUAGCUUCUCUAAAGAACACCGGACACAUUACACCUGGGCUGUGAAGAGAGCCGCCUCUCGACACAGGAGAAUUCUAGAAGGCCACAUUGAGCCUUUGCAGUACAAAGUGAAAGUAACUGAAAAAGCACUGACUCAGCAGCACAGAAGAGCUCUUGAACUAAGGAAGAAGUUCAGGUAUUAUAAAAACAAAGAGAUAAGUGUUGAAUUUGAGCAAGUCAAACUGUUUCUGCAGAAUGAGCAUGAGGCACUUCUAAACAAGAUACGUAUUGAGGAGUUGGUGGCUUUGUCAGAACUGAAGAAAUAUGUUGGGGCCCUGUCAGACCAUAUUUCCACAUUAGAAGAUCUGUUGAAGAAAGCAGAGGCCGAGGAUGUUCAGUCAGAUGUCACACUCCUGACAUGUGUUCCGAGAACCUACCACAGCUUCAAACACCUGAGGCGCCCCGAACCCUGGUCAUUCAGGGCAAAGCAAUAUGGUCUCAGUCUCCCUCCGCAGUAUUCUGGCCUGGACAGAAUCAUCAAGCAAUUUCAAAUAGAUGUGACUUUUGAUCUUGACACAGCACACCCUCAGCUUGUUAUUUCUAAGGACAGGAAAUCUGUGUUUUAUGGAGAAGCAAGACAAGAAGGAUGUGUUCCUGUUAGCCCUCGGAGAUUUUGCCUCUGGCCUGCUCUCCUGGGGUGUCAAGGAUUUCAUUCGGGUCGUUGUUACUGGGAGGUAAAAGUGGGAAACAAGCCCAUGUGGACACUGGGGGUGUGUCAAGACUGCCUUCCUGGGGACUGGAGCAAUCAGCCCUCGGUUGCUGAGGGCUUCUGGGCAAUUGGGAGACACAGUGAGAGUGGCUAUGUCACGUAUGGGCCUAAAAGAACAGAGCUUCUCCCAGUGGUUCAGCCCAGCGCCAUCGGCAUCUUUUUGGAUUAUGAAUUGGGUGAGCUCUCCUUCUAUAAUAUGAACGACAGGUCUCUUCUCUACACUUUCAGUAAUUCUUUUACCAGCACCAUUUGGCCUUAUUUCUGUACAGAAACAGAUUCUGAACCUCUUAAAAUCUCGGGCAUAGUACGGACGAAGGGUCUUAGUUCUUAA
Molecule: messenger RNA, 1434 nt
Organism: Peromyscus eremicus (cactus mouse)
Lineage: Eukaryota; Metazoa; Chordata; Mammalia; Rodentia; Cricetidae
Gene: Trim60
Product: tripartite motif containing 60
Exons: 1
Coding region: 1-1434 (477 amino acids)
Molecular function (GO): zinc ion binding; protein binding
Source: RefSeq, a predicted model, not a curated record